AUGUUCAGUGGACAUAUCCUCGGAUGCAAAAUGGAAACAAAGGGAUAUACUGUCGCUGGUGGAAAUGAGAAAGGCAGAAGAUUUCAUCAGCUAAGUAACCCAUUUGGCCUGUAUGUUACCAAUGAACGAGUAGGUAAAGUUAUUGCAGGUGGAAAUGAUUCAGGAUCUGCAGCCGAUCAGUUAUCUUUUCCCAAUGAUGUUGUUUUGGACGAAGAAGAUGAUUCUCUUAUUAUUGCUGAUAGCGGAAAUAGACGAGUAGUCCGAUGGGCUCUCGUAGACGGCAGCGGAGCUCUUUAUGUUGUUGAUCGUAUUCGGCUUGAGGUGAAAAAAUAUCGAAAAGGUUAUACCAUGGGUACCAUAGUUGCAGGUAGAAAUGGGAAAGGAGAGGCAUUCAAUCAAUUAUCUUCACCAGCAUAUGCAUUUGUCGAUCAAAAUCAUUCAGUCCAGGCCACAAUUGUAGCAGGUGGCAACGGGCAAGGAAGUGACGUUAAUCAAUUAUUACGUCCAAUAGGUAUUGUGGUCGAUCGAAUGGGUAAUGUAUAUGUAGCCGAUAGAUGCAACAAUCGAAUUAUGCGUUGGUUGAAAGACGAGUUACAUGGAAGUGUCAUCAUUGAUAACAGUGCUCACGGUUCAUUGGUGCACGAGUUAAGUUAUCCCGAGGCCGUAUCAUUUGAUCGACAAGGAAACCUGUAUGUUGUCGAUAAAGAUCACAGCAGUGUACAAAAAUUUAAUAUUACCUAA
This is a messenger RNA of Rotaria socialis, 741 nucleotides long. NCBI's taxonomy places the organism in Eukaryota, Metazoa, Rotifera, Eurotatoria, Philodinida, Philodinidae. The record is from the annotation of a GenBank genome assembly.